GCGCCCUCGCCGGCAGCGAGAGGAGAGGCGCGUAGGGCGCGCGGGGGCAGGCGAUCGCCGGGUGCAGGGGAGCCUUGGCGGGGCCGGAGCGGAGGGGUCGGAUGCUCGGGUCCCGGUAGCUGACGGCGACGCGGAGCGGCGAAACUUCUCUGCGGGUUCUGGCGCUGGGGCAGCGGCCCCGCAACAACUGCCUCGGCUGCGGGUAGGGGAGGAGAGCAGAGAGCGUCCCAGGGUGAUGUGAGCAGAGCCCAGGAAUGCCUUAUGUGGAUCGGCAGAACCGAAUCUGUGGGUUUCUGGACAUCGAGGAGAAUGGAAACAGUGGCAAGUUCCUGCGGAGGUACUUUAUUCUGGACACCCAGGCCAACUGCCUUCUCUGGUACAUGGACAACCCCCAGAACCUGGCAGUUGGGGCAGGAGCUGUUGGAUCCCUGCAGCUAACCUACAUCUCGAAGGUGAGCAUAGCUACUCCAAAGCAGAAACCCAAAACUCCAUUUUGCUUUGUUAUCAACGCCCUGUCUCAGAGGUAUUUUCUUCAAGCCAACGACCAGAAAGAUCUGAAGGACUGGGUUGAAGCCCUGAACCAAGCCAGCAAGAUCACUGUACCCAAAGCUGGGACCCUACCCCUGGCUACUGAAGUUCUCAAAAGCCUACCAGCUCCUCUGGCCCUAGAGAAGAAGCUGCAGGUGGCCUAUAAGACAGAGAUCAUCGGAGGAGUGGUGGUGCACACACCCAUCAGCCAGAACGGCGGGGAUGGGCAGGAGGGGAGUGAGCCAGGGUCCCAUGCCAUCCUCCGAAGGUCUCAAAGUUACAUCCCCACGUCAGGCUGCCGUGCUUCCACCGGACCCCCCCUCAUUAAGAGCGGCUACUGUGUGAAGCAAGGAAAUGUGAGGAAGAGCUGGAAACGUCGCUUCUUUGCACUUGAUGACUUUACCAUCUGCUACUUCAAGUGUGAACAGGACCGAGAACCCCUACGCACUAUAUUUCUCAAGGAUGUUCUCAAGACCCAUGAGUGUCUGGUCAAGUCUGGUGAUCUCUUAAUGAGGGACAACCUGUUUGAAAUAAUAACCAGCUCCAGGACGUUCUACGUACAGGCGGACAGCCCUGAAGACAUGCACAGCUGGAUCAAGGAGAUUGGGGCAGCUGUCCAGGCUCUCAAGUGCCACCCCAGAGAAAUGUCCUUUUCCAGAUCCAUUUCUUUGACCAGGCCUGGAAGCUCCAGCCUCCCAGGUGGGCCUAUUUCUGUCUCGUGUAGAGGGAGGCCACCUAUGGAAGAAAAGAAAGCCCUCUGCAAGGCCCCCUCUGUGGUCUCCUCCUGGCAACCCUGGACACCUGUCCCCAAGGCCGGGGAAAAGCUGGUUCCAGCUGAGGAAGCUCUGGAGGACUCAUUGUUCCUGCCUCGACUUGGGGAGAGCAGUACUGCUGGGCUGCUACCCAGCUCCCGGAUGAGGCACAGAUCAGAGCCCCAGCACCUGAAGGAGAAACCAUUUGUGUUCAACCUUGACGAUGAGAACAUACGGACCUCUGAUGUGUGAUGAAGCAUGGCCACAGGAGGAAGGGAGAGAAAGAGGGCUGUGAUUCAGUUUCUCUGCCUUGUUUGUUGGAGGACAUUCAGAGGUCUUCAUGGCCCUCAUGUCCUGAAGGAAGCUCUGUGGGAGGAGUCCAUCCAGCUGGCUUUUUUUUUUUUUGUAUUAUCAAUGCAGUAUAUUUAAUUUAGGAAAAUCAUUAGGUUAGACUCAUAGGUGUACCAGUGGAGAGAGCGUUCCUUGCCUCUUGUUGACUUUCCCAAGGUCUUCCUGGUAGGGGUUAUUUUUUGUGCCUCCUCUUCUGAGGAGGUUGGGAGCUCUAUUUUACCCCAACCAAGUUUUAUUUCCUUGUCCUUGUUUAGUUUCUUCAUUUCAUUUUCAGUCUAGGCUCAGGAUCUUAGGCCGGUCACCUGGUUUUAUCCCAUUUCUCUUUACUGGCUGGCCUUGGGGGAAGAAGCAAGGUGGUAUUAACCCAGCUGAAAGAUAAUGAGAUGGGGAAGAUGAGGUCUAGCUUGAAUAGGAUCCACCAUGAAAGGCAGUGCUGGGAAUAUCAGCCAGGGUAGAUUCCUAGAGAACCUUCUGGGGAAGAUGGCAAUCUCUUGUGAGGUGCACCAGCCAGCUGUGGGAAUUACUCUCUUCCUCUUGAUGCUCUGUGACCCCCAAAUGCUAUAGAUAAGAGUGGCAGAUCCAACAGUCCAGUUUCUGGAUCAGGCCCAAGGAUGCGUGUAUCAGUGUUAGGUGUUAGGAGUGUGGAGAGCAGAACAGUGUUAUUUGAAUGGGUGAGGGGUGAGGGUGUAAUGUGUGGAAUACAUCUAGCUCUGUGUUAGAGGUUCAGAUUAGCUUGAAAGCAGGUGCCAAGAAGAGAUGGGUGAUAGUCAUCCUGCUUAGCUUUUUUGAUUCAUGUUUUCCAGAAAGGAGAAAAGUUCUGUUUGGGCAAAGGCAGACUAUCUUGAAUCUUUGCCUCAGAGCUCCUUUCCAAUGGGUCAACAUUUGUCUAAUUAUAAGUGCUGUGUCUUGUGUACCCUGAUUGAUUUGUUACUUUUUUAUCCUUGUGUUGCCCUUUGGACAAAGCCAUGAGCACUUGCAUGAUGAAACCCUGUAAUCUGAGGAGGUUCCUUGUACUUUAGUGGAAGUAUCUAUAUCUAUAUCUAUCUAUCUAUCUAUCUAUCUAUCUAUCAUAGAUAGAUAGAUAGUGUUAGAGGUUCCAAGUUGCUGGCUUGAGAUUUCCCAGGUUUCAAAAGAGCCUAGAAAAUUGAGUGUUCCGCCCAGUUUUAGGGUGUGCCUCCUUCCAAUAGACAGGUCCUAUUUCCAGUGCACUUGGGAGCAUAUGUCUCGCCAAUGCCUGUGACAAAUUGCUACCAGAAACUUGUAGGGGAUUCUUAAAGGGAAAGCAAAUAGUGCUCAUCUCCAUUUGUAACUUUUACCAGCUAGAUCAAGUAAUUUUAUUUUAAUUAGAAAUUAGUAACCUAAUUUACUUAGUGACCUAAGUAAAUCCCCACCCUCCUCUGCCCACAUUUAAUGCUGGAGAGAAAGCUCUUGUGACAUUCUUCAGUGGCUUGAGGGGGACUAUGUUUCUUUCUGGAAGUGUAGUCACUCUGAAGCCUGGGUCAUGGUGAGAAUUUGCCCUGGUCACUGCAUUGUGGCUGUCUCUCACUUAAGUUUAGCGUUGUGGUCCCAGGUUCCCCACCCCCACCUCCUCUUUAAAAAUAAACUCUUGUGUACUUUUGUUCUCAGACAUUUUGGGUUUGGGAAUUACUUAUUUACGAGUGAUCAUGGUCACAACCAACUUCAUGUAGCAUGAUUUUAAAAAGCUAUUCAAAAUUCCUAAACCCCUUUGUGUCUGGUUUUACCUUCAGAUUUUUCUCAAGAAAAUUCUUUGCCUAGUCAACAGAAGUACAUAGUGUGAGAUGUGGAACUAAGGAAAAUAAGGAACUUUUGCAGUGCCUGCAAACAUCCCCUGACUCAUGGAAAUGAUGUCACAGCUUUUGGUGUUUAAGUUGUCACAAUCUACUUAUUUCUCUCUUUUUAAAAUAAACUCUGCUACAUUGCUACUUGUAAAUUCACUGGCUAUUAUAAUAAGCUGAUAGGUUUAUAUCCAGUUAGGUCUAUUUGAGAGUGUGUUAAAUUAAACAUAAUCCAAUUUGUAGUAGCUUAAUAAAGGGAAAACAAGGACUUUCUUUCUUUUUGAGGACUCUAACUGGCAAACACUUGCUAAUGUAAUUCCAAUAUCAGAAAAAUAUCUUCCAUGAAGCCUAAAUGUGAAUACAUUCCCAAAUCUUAUUUCAGAAUUCCUUUUCUGUCUAUAUUUCUUACUUUCUGGCUAAUUUCACAUCAUGGUCUUUUUUUGUGUCCUUGCUUUGUUUUGUUUUGUAUAUGAGAUAGAAUCUCUCUGUAUAAUCCAGGUUGGUCUUGCCUCAGCCUCCUGAGUACUGGGAUUACAGGUAUGUGGCACCAUGCCAGGCCUUCCACAGUGUUUUCAUGUGAGCCAAAGAUGGUGCAUAUGUGAUUGAAGCUAGAGUGGGAUGCAGUAGAGGUUAGUGAUCAAGUAUAAGCUUGGAAAAAUUCUGAGUAGUUAUUUUAAAGGAACCAAAAGACAUAGUGCAUUUUCCUUGUGAAAUACGACCCAUGGGAAUAGUUGGUUAUUCCCAUGAGGCUUCUGAAAUGGUCUUGACCUGCUGUGUGUGCUAGUGUUUCAGGUGGUCUUGUCUCUCUCUCUCUCUUUCUCUCUCUCUCUCUCUCACUCAUAUAUAUAUAUAUCCUUCUUUUCCUUCAGUCCCCUUUUCUCUUUGUGUUAUUGCCUGCCAAGUCAAUUACAGUCACUGGUGUUAGGUUGAGUUUGAAUAAAGCAAAUGUUUGGCAAAACACAGUUUGUCCCUCCUGCCUGCUUAUGAAGGUGUGGGAUGACAGUUGUGUUUUGAACCCAGUAGGGUUGGCUGUGAAAAUGCACUCACUUAAAGCCCUGAGGGGAGUGCAUGAAAACUUAAUGCUUUUCAGUUUAUGUGAUCUCCUAAUUGGUAUGUAGCAAAAAAUAAUUUUCUAAAGCUGUUUUGUUGCUUGUUUUGUAAUAAAACCAUGUGAAAU
This is a messenger RNA of Castor canadensis (American beaver), 4604 nucleotides long. The record is from RefSeq and is a predicted model, not a curated record. NCBI's taxonomy places the organism in Eukaryota, Metazoa, Chordata, Mammalia, Rodentia, Castoridae.